Molecule: messenger RNA, 399 nt
Organism: Knipowitschia caucasica
Lineage: Eukaryota; Metazoa; Chordata; Actinopteri; Gobiiformes; Gobiidae
Source: the annotation of a GenBank genome assembly
AUGGUCCGGUUUAUGCCGCGAGUCAGGAGAGGAGGGGAGACGACCUCAGGGGGAGACCGGAGGGACGAAGGUCGAAAAUCGUCGGAGGAGGCGGCGGCCGAGGGAGGCAACGGGGGGGGAGAGCAGGGAAAAGGGGGGAGGACACAUGGGAGGAAAGUGCGGGGUGCGGGUAGAGGACGCGCUCGAGCCGCGUGUAGUGUGGGAGAGAAAGGGAAGGGGUAUGGAUCGAGGCUAGUGAGAGUGCGGGGAGUAGAUACUGGGCGAAAGCCGUCGGGGGGGGGGAGAGGGGAUAUGUAUGCCGAUUCGUCAGACUCGGGGAGAGGAAAGAAAGGCUUGAGUGGGGUUGUGCCUAGUGCUGGCGUGCCGACUCGACCCUCCGGUAGGCGCGUAAGUGAAUGA